CGUGGCACCAUCGCUAUUGUUAUUGUUUGGCAGGCUGUGUGUGUGUCCGCCUCCUUUAUUCACAUUACCUCCCACCACACCUCAGGAAGACACUCUAUCAGUAAUGGAAUUUGACAUGACUGAGCCCUGAAGUGAGGCUGGCUUGGCAGUGUCACCUGGCCACCCUCACCCUGUCACUAUUGAAGCCAGCUGUGUCAGAUUAGCAAGGGGCUGGAGAUGACCUAGGGGAAGAACUACUCAGAGAAGAGGAACACAACCACCACCACACCACACCACAUCACCACCACACCACUAGGGAAGGAGGAGGUGCUUCAGAUAACACCACACACACAACACACUCACCACUCACUCACCAGGACACACCAAGCACACAGCAAGCUCUAGGUGUUAUUGGUGAGUUGAGAAAACGUGGUCUGUAACUGUGUAUCUCAGUGGAUUUACGAGACACUUAAGUGGUUUGUUGUCUCUGUGGUUUAGAAAUCUAAAUUGAAGAAUGAAGCACUAAAUUAAUCAGUGUUGUGGCUGCUUCUGUGUCUCAAUUGAAGAAAAAACAAAGAUUUCCAUGUCAAAACUCAAUUACCUAAUGUGUGUACGAGUAUUGAGAGAGACUGAAGCUUUUGAGUCAUGGCAAGCACCACUGUACAAACUGAACCAUGAACACUGAGGGGGCUGCUGUGGCUACUCCCUGCAUCUGAACUGUAGAACCUAGUGUGUGCAUAUGUGUGUAUGUGUCACCUUUAGGAACACCAGCACCAUGAGUGAACUGAGACAAGUGCGCAUCACCAAGUUUGAGUGUGAGGAAUGCGGGAAAGUCCUCACGUCAAAACAGAACCUCAAGAAGCACAAGUUUACACACACAGGGAUCAAGAAGCAUGAGUGUGACAUGUGCGGGAAGAAGUUUUCCGAGCGUGGCAGUUUGAAAAAGCACCGCCUCAUUCACCUUGGGAUCAAAAAGCAUGAGUGUUGGGAGUGUGGCAAGCAGUUCACCGACAAGAGCACCCUCACCAAGCACAUCCUCAUACACACGGGAGAGAAGAGGUUCAAGUGUGACGUGUGCGGCAGGGCGUUCACCGAGAAGGGCACACUCACGGCUCACAAGUACACUCACGUCACCGAGAAGAACUUUAAGUGUGAGAUGUGCGGAAAACUGUUUGCGGCACAGAGCAUUUUGAAUAAGCACGUCGCGUUUCACUUAGGCAAGAGGAAGUUUGAGUGUCAGGAGUGCGGGAAGGUGUUUGGCCUGCGUUCCUCCCUCAGCAAGCACGCUGCCGUCCACACUGGCUACAAGAAAUUCAAGUGUGACGAGUGUGGCAAGUGCUUCUCGCAGAAAUGUAACCUUGGGAAGCACCUGAUGACACACACUGGGGAGAGGAACUUUGUGUGUCCCGUGUGUGGCAAGGCUUACAUUCAGAAGUCAGCGUUGGGGCAGCACAUGCUUGCCCACACGGACGCCAGGGAGUACGUGUGUGAGGUGUGUGGGAAAGGGUUCAACAAGAAGAACAACCUGAACCAGCACCUCUUGAUCCACUCCGGGAUAAAGAAGUUUGCCUGUGAUGUGUGUGGCAAGGCUUUCACUCAGAAGGGGGUGAGGGACAUCCACGCCCUCACUCACCAGGACGUCAGGAAGCACCAGUGUGAGAAAUGUGGCAAGCUCUUCACACAGAAAAGCUCCCUCAAGAAGCACUCCCUCACACAUGAAGAGGGGAGGCGAUUUGAGUGCGUGAGGUGUGGCCAGCUCUUCCCCUCCAAAAAGGAGCUACGUACGCACAGACAGACACACACUGCCGAGGACUGCGAGUGUGUAAAUUGCGGCAGAACAUUCACCUGCAAGAGCUCCCUUCUGCGCCACACCGUUGGGCAGAGCAAGUUCGAGUGUGAGAUAUGCGGCAAAACAUUCUGCCACCGUGCCGACCUCCUCCAGCACACACACCUGCACUCUGACCUUAGCCUAACGAGCUGUGUGGACUGCGGACAGGUGUACCCCAUGCAGAACGGCCUUGUACCGCACACCUGCCUCUUGGUGCAGGAUACGGUGCUUAUGAGGGGGUCGGAUGGGGCAGUGAGUGAUGGGGAGCUGAGUGUUGGAAAUGAGAUGAGUGAAGGGGAGGAAGAGGAGGAGGAGAAGUGGAAGGUGAAAGAUGAGGAUUGUGAAGGAGAAGAGAAAGCUAGUGUGGGUUUGGUGGCGAAGGAAGAAGAGAGGGAAGAUGAUGGUGAUGGUGAGAAGGAAAUGGGUGAAGAGAAGUGGAAAGUGAAAGCAGUGGAUGAUGAUGAAGAGAAUGAAGAGAAAAAGGAAGUGAUAAGACAGGAGGAAGGAGAAGAAACAAAAAUAAAUUAAUAAAAGUGAAUAAUGAAUAGGAAAGAAAAAGCUGAUGAACUAAACGAUAAAAAUAAAAAAUGAAGAACUUUGAAAAGAAAAAAAAAUCGUACUGAAAAAAAUGCUGAAAGAAUAAAAGAUAAGGAGAAUAAAGAAGUAGAAGAUGACAAAAUAGAUUAGUACAACGCACAACACCACCGUGAAGUGUUGGUGUUCCUCUCAUACUCUGGUGCUGUACAUACUGGUGGCUUCUGUGAUAGUGCUGGUAGAACGUACUGUUAACAAUGUGUGUGUGUGUGUGUGUGUGUGUGUGUGUGUGUGUGUGUGUCAAAUUCUUCUUGGUGUUGUUACUGAAUUUCUUUAUUCUAUUUUAUUUAUUUAUUUUUAUUUUUCAGUGUGGAAAGAUUUUGGAUUUACUGGAAAAUUUUUGGGUUAAUGUUUGCUCUCUCUCUCUCUCUCUCUCUCUCUCUCUCUCUCUCUCUCUCUCUCUCUCUCUCUCUCUCUCUCUCUCUCUCUCUCUCUCUCUCAUAACUCAAUUUUUUCUUAUAUUUUCUCAAUGAAUGUUUUCCUUUUCAAUGUUUGAUAUGGCAGCCAUCUCGCUUUUUCUAUUUAUUUAUUUGUUUAUUUAUUUUAACAUUUUCUAUCUCUUGUUUCCUAUCUAUUGUUUGUUUGUUUGUUUUCUAGAGUGAGUCUUGCAAAAUUGACACAGUGAAAUGUCUGUCUGUCUGUCUGUCUGUUUACUUUUUUAUUUAUUUUUUUUGUUUGUCUUUGUAUAGUUUGUAGUGCAGAAAUAUUGUUGCUUUAGUUGUUUAGUUUAUUAUUGUUUUUCAUUUCACUGUGCAGUUUAGUAGUAGUAGUAGUAGUAGUAGUAGUAGUAGUAGUAGUAGUAGUAGUAGUCGACCAUUAUGCAUUAAGGUAUGUGGUAAUUCUGAAUACCAUGUAGAAGUAAGGAACAAUAGUAAUAAUAGUAAUGAUAAUAGUAAUCCUUAGUUAUUGUAGUAAUGGUAGUAAUAGUAGUAGUAACCCUUUGUAAUAUUGUUUUGGCAAUUAUCUAGAAAUUAUUAGUAGUAGCAGUUGUAGUAGGAGUAGUAGUGAUCCUUUGUAAUAGUGUGGUUUAUAAUAUUUGUAGUAGUAAUAGUAGUAGUAGACGUCUAUAGAUCCAACCGGCUAACCAAUACAUGACACCCCCUCCCCCCAGCACUGUAUACCCUACCAAAUAUACAUAAACCUUACCUGUAUCCAUUGUAUUCUUCAUCACUGUGGUAGACGACCAGACUCACCAUUAACCCCUUCAGUACUGGGACACAUUUUUACCUUCAGAUUUGUGUACCAUUAGACCAUUUGACAUUAGGAAGGCUCAGAAAAUUAAUGGCCUGAGUCUUCACUAUUUUCAUUCCUCACAUAAGUUUCUGAAGCUGUAUAAAAUCACCAAAUAAUAAGCAGGGGAUAUAUUUUUAUGAGUUUUUGGUACAAUUAGAUGAUUUUAUUGACAUUAGAAAAGGUCUAUGGAGGUCAGAAGAUUAAUGGCCUGAGUCUUCACAAUAUUAAUCCCCACAUAAGUUUCUGAAGCUUUAUAA
Portunus trituberculatus (swimming crab) is the source of this 3891-nucleotide messenger RNA. Its product is annotated as zinc finger protein OZF-like. Lineage: Eukaryota; Metazoa; Arthropoda; Malacostraca; Decapoda; Portunidae. The record is from RefSeq and is a predicted model, not a curated record. The transcript is spliced from 4 exons. Bases 719 to 2335 code for a protein of 538 amino acids.